Molecule: messenger RNA, 3485 nt
Organism: Cydia splendana
Lineage: Eukaryota; Metazoa; Arthropoda; Insecta; Lepidoptera; Tortricidae
Product: sugar transporter SWEET1
Exons: 6
Coding region: 182-862 (226 amino acids)
Biological process (GO): carbohydrate transport
Cellular component (GO): membrane
Molecular function (GO): sugar transmembrane transporter activity
Source: RefSeq, a predicted model, not a curated record
CCGUGUGGUCAUGUCGGUCAGUCAGUGAAUAUCCUUGCGUAGUAUUGUUUUAAUUUGUAUUGUUAUAGCUUUAGCAGUCGGUGCUUAGCUAAAUAUUGGUUUUUAACAGUUAAAUGCAGUGUAUAUAAAAUCAUUUUAUAGAAAUCUGUGCUGUUAACCAGGAGUUUUAUAGCAUUUCAAGAUGGAGGCUCUCUCAGACGUCCUACAGCCGUACAAGGAGAUCGUCGGCACGAUCGCGGCCGUAGUCACCAUGGGGCAGAUGUUCUCUGGCUCAUUCAUGUGCUGGGACUUCUACAAGCAGGGGGACACUAAGGGCGUGCCACUUUUGUGCUUCGCCGGCGGUCUAGUCAUGGGAGUACUGAACUUGCAGUAUGGCUUCAUUUUGCGCGACGACACAAUGAUCCGAGUCAACUUCUUCGGUAUAGCGCUGAGCAUCGUCUACUUGUCUAUCUACUUCUGCUACACGAAAGAAAAGGUUAAAGCGUGGUUCGAGCUCGGUCUAUGGGGCGCGUUCACCGCUGGAGUGAUCAGCUACGUACAAAUGGCUGAUCCCGCCGUCGUUGAGAACCAUCUCGGGACAAUCCUGACUGCCUUCAUGUUCUACCUGAUUGCGUCACCGCUUUUCGGGCUGAAACAAAUCAUCGCCAAGCAGAGCACUGAGGGUCUACCUUUCCCUAUGAUCCUCUCUGGUACCGUUGUCACCUUCAUGUGGUUGCUUUACGGCAUCAUCCUCAAGAACAACUUCCUCGUCCUCCAAAACUCAAUUGCGUUGGCGCUGAGCUCGGCACAGCUGGCCCUCUUCGUGAUCUACCCGACGAAGCCCAAAGCGGCCGCCAAGGCCAAGGCGAAGAAAGCCGACUAAACUCGUAAAUUGUAUUAGGUUUGUAUUAUGUUAAGCAAAUAUACACCUUAUUUCUAUAGCGUCUUAGUUGAAAGUGCAACGCUGUGAGUUUAUAAAGGAAACAUAAAUAGAAAGACUCAAGAAACUAAAAUAGAACAUGUCAAGCAAAAAUACACCUUACUUCAAUAGCGUCUUAGUUGAAAAUUAAACAAACGGUGUGAUAUUGGACUAAGGAAAUUAAUGUAGAACAUGUCAAGCAAAAAUACACCUUGCUUAUAUAGCUUCUAAGUUGAAAGUGCAACAAUCGGUGUAAAAUAAAACGAUGUGAUAUUGGAGUAAGGAAAUUAUGUAGAACAUGUCAACUUGUCAAGCAAAAACACCUAACUUCCAUAGCUUCUUAGUUAAAAAUGCAUGUUUAUUAAGGAAACUAAAUGGCGUGGCUAAUUUUAGCAUGCUGAAUACAAAGGACAUGUGGAAAUGUAAUUAGCAUUCAAGUCAUAGUAAUUAGACAGCUUAUUUAAUGUUAACAUGCUACAUUAGCCGUGUCUAUUUUCUAAAGAAAGCCUUAUAAGUAGAUUUUAAAUAGUGUAUUUAAGUAUCGUGUUAGGCAGCAUAUUUUUUAAAUGUAUUUCAGUUUUAACAGAAAACAAAUGGGUUUUAACUAAUCUAGGGAGUUUAUACUUUAUAUAAUUUUGGAAGAAUGUUACAGAUGUAAAUAUAUUUUUGAAUACUGAUGUGUACAUAAAAUCAAGUGAAAUUACAAUUUUUAUCUAUUUUUUUUACAUUUAAUACAAUAAUCAAUAUUUUUAUCUUAGUUAUAGGAAUAAAGUGUCUGGAUAUAAAGUGUAUAAAGUAUACAAUAUAUCCCGACUUCAUUUACGAUAUUUUACAAAACUCUGUUUCUUCUUCUUCCUCGCGUUAUCCCGGCAUUUUGCCACGGCUCAUGGGAGCCUGGGGUCCGCUUGACAACUAAUCCCAUGAUUUGAUGACAUGACGUAGGCACUAGUUUUUACGAAAGCGACUGCCAUCUGACCUUCCAACCCAGAGGGGAAACUAGGCCUUAUUGGGAUUAGUCCGGUUUCCUCACGAUGUUUUCCUUCACCGAAAAGCGACUGGCAAAUAUCAAAUGACAUUUCGUACAUAAGUUUCGAAAAACUCAUUGGUACGAGCCGGGGUUCGAACCCGCGACCUUCGGAUUGAAAGUCGCACGCUCUUACCGCUAGGCCACCAGCGCUUUUUGUAAUAAACAUUAUUAGUAAUGUUGUCUGUUGGGUUCUAUAUUUCAAUGUACGUAAUUUACAUUUUCUUUCUUCAAAAUGAUUCUAUUCCAUUUCCAUUGACUUGAAUAUUUUUGAUAAACUUCUCGACUUUUAUAGUCUAGGCUAGGCAAUUUGUAUGCAGCCCCAUCUAGACUAAGGGCAUUAAUGUUUAGUAGGUACAAUCUGAAUCUGUUUUUGUUCAUAUUUCCUUUGCAAAACACCUCAUACUCCUCGUUUAUUGGCACAAAGUAGAUAUAUUGUUAUGCCCUAGGAACCUUCCCGAAAUAUCUUUGGUAUUACUAAGACGUUGUAUUUAAAUUGUAAUGCCUAUUUUUUACUUCUCAUUGAGAAUUUCGUUUCAAACGCCAUUUUUUGAGCCAUUUCUACAAGCAGCAAACCACGGCUUUCGCUGCAGUAUUUUUUGUACAGUCAGUAGCGGAUGUUACUAAGUGGGUGUUCAAAAUUACCUUGACACGCUCUUACAAUAAAGUCUCGUCAAGAUCAUUUUGAACAUCUGGCCCGCUUAGCAAUUUCCGCUGCUGACUGUACUAACAAUAACUCAUUUGACCAUGCGUAAAGCUUGUUAACUUCCAAUAAGGUGUACGAUUAAAUAAAAUGUUGCGAUGAUGUACAGAACAAAUUAUUACCAUGUUGAAAUAUUGUUUGAGUUCUUCCUUUCCUAAUAUAUUAAAUACCUAUUGUUGUAUGGUAAAUAUUUCUCUAUGAGAGUAUAUUUUCAGAGAACAUUCACUGGUAUGGUUGUGAAUGAGAUAUCUAACAGAAUAGAUAUAAUAGUAAUGAGGCUUAUUAGAGGUGGCUAAAUUUAGCUUGCUAAAUGAAAAAGACACAAAGGCAUUUAGCAUGUAAGUCAUGACAUAUUUAUAGACGGUAAGACUGUCUAAUUUUAGCAUGCUAAAUUUAGCCACGUUUAAAGCUGACUUUCUAUUUUGUAAGUAGCUUGUAAGCGAACAUUCCGUUAUGUAUUUUGUAAGAACAAAUCAAUUUGUUAAAUAUUUUAGGCGCAUUUGACUACGUUGUUAGUUUUAGCGUUGAAUUAGAAUUUUACUUCAUAUUUUCCUAGCAUUUUCCUAGUCACAUAUUAAAAUAUUAUUGUACCUAUAUUCAAUGUCUUUUACAAAUAAUAUAACAUGAUUUGUUACAUUGUAUACUUUUCUAAACCUAUUUUAAAUCCCGUUUGUACUCUGUGAUUUGUUUCCUUAAUAUCGUACAGGUGUCUGUGCGUAAAGAGAAAAGUCGUAAAAUGUAAGGGCUCCCAUACUACUCUUCUCUUUCCGCACAGACUCUAGACAUUGCUGUGAGAAAUUAUAUUAAUUUUUGUGUUAUACUUGUUGAUUGAAUCAAUAAAUUAUUAGUUUUAAUAUAAA